GCUCCUUUGGCCAAUCUUGAAGUGUUAGACGAACACUACCGUUACUACAUCCUUUUUUAGUUUAUUUUUAAACCUCAGUGAAAGGCGCGAACUCGGAAGCGGCUACCCAACAAACAUGUUCUCGACAGCGGGGCGUUGCGGUGCUCUCCUCGCAGUGGUCGCGCUGAUGCUGGUGGCAACGGUGACCCCGGUGGCCCUCGGCACGCGCGUCACAACAACGAAGAGCGGCAUGGGCGUUGACGGCUUUGCCUACCCGAAGGGCAUCAUCCGACUCACUGUGAAGUCCACGGAGAAGUGGCAGUACCAACCGGACGGCAUCAUUCUCCCGGCGGCGUCGGAGUUACAGGUGGAGGCCGCGAAGGAGGGCAACAAGUGGACGCUCCACAACGGCGACUGCGCCCUCACCGUCACCUCAGCCUCCCCGCAGCUGUCUUUUCAAUUCAGCUGUCAGGGCAAACCGCUCGUUAAGGCGACGGCCUCCGACAACGUCGAGGCCCUGCCCGAAGUGAACUUCACGUUCCCCGCUGCGCGGACGAUGUACGGCCUGGCCGAGCACGCCGCCGACUUGCCCCUGCGUGGGGACGCCGUCUACGAGAUGUACAACACGGAUGCGUUUCAAUACCCCAUCAAUAGCACCAAGGCCCUCUACGGCGCGAUUCCGUUCAUUAUGGCCUACUCCGCCGCUGCGACGAGCGGGGUGCUCUUUCUGAAUCCGUCCGAGACAAGCGUGCGCAUCAACAGCGAAGAUGCGGCGCCGUCGUGUCGGUGGCAGCCGGAGGUGGGUGUCGUUGACCUCUUCUUCUUACCAGGACCCACACCGGCGAAGGUGCAGCGCCAGCACGCCUCGCUGACCGGCGCGACCGUCAUGCCUCCGUACUUCAGCCUGGGCUACCAUCAGUGCCGCUGGAACUACAUGAACACCAAGGACUGCCUCUCCGUGGACGAGGGCUUUGACCAGCACAACAUGCCGUACGACGUGCUGUGGCUGGACAUCGAGCACACCGACAAGAAGAAGUACUUCACCUGGGACAAGUAUACCUUUCCUGAUCCGAAGGUGCUGACCACCGCGCUGGCCUCUAAAGGGCGCAAGCUGGUCACCGUGAAGGACCCGCACGUGAAGCGAGAGGGCGGGUUCGCGAUGCACGAAGAGGCCAGCAAAGGCGGCUACUACGUGAAGGACGCCAACGGAAACGAUUAUGAGGGGGAGUGCUGGCCGGGCCGCAGCUCGUGGCCGGACUUCUUAAACACACGCACGCGGAACUGGUACGCGGAGUUCUUCCACGACGAUCGCUACCCGGGCGGCGGCCGCGACAUCCACACCUGGGUGGACAUGAACGAGCCCUCCAUCUUCAACGGCGAUAAGGGCACAAUGUUUAAGAACGCGAUGCACACCCUCGACGACGGACACACCGUCUCGCACGGCACGAUCCACAACGCCUACAGCUUCUACUCCAUUCAGGCGGUGUACAAAGGGAUGGUGGAGGCGGGUGGCGCGAAGGCGACUCCGGAGCGGCCGUUUAUCCUCACCCGCAGCUUCUUCCCCGGCUCGCAGCGCUACGCGGCGAUGUGGACGGGGGACAACAUGGCCCGCUGGGACCACCUGGAGAACAGCGUGCCAGAGCUGCUCUCCCUGUCGAUCUCGAACUUCCCCUUCUGCGGCUGCGACGUCGGUGGCUUCUUCUUUGACACGGAGGAGGAACUCUUUGUGCGGUGGAUGCAGGCGGGGGCCUUCAUGCCGUUUUUCCGCGGCCACGCCCACCUCGACACGAAGCGACGGGAGCCGUGGAGCUACUCGCCGGCGUCGCAGCCCAUUAUCCGGAACGCACUGGCGCUCCGCUACGCCCUCAUUCCCUACCUCUACACCAACUUCUACCACGCCCACACCAAAGGCAACACCAUCAUGCGGCCGCUGUUUUUUGAGUUCCCCGAGCAGGAGAAACUGCGCGAGGUGCAGAACACCUACCUCUUCGGUCGUGCCAUCCUCGUGCAGCCGGUUGCGCAGAAGGGGGCAACGGAGGUGACGGUGCCGCUGCCUGCCGGCACACUCUGGUACAACUACUUCACGGGCGAGAUGGCGACGGGGGGCACGUACACGAUGCCGGUGGACCUCAACACGAUCCCGAUGUUUCUCCGUGGCGGUCACGUGGUGCCGAUGAAGCUGCGACUGCGGCGCAGUACGUACGCUGCGCGUCUGGACCCCUUCACACUCUUCGUCGCAUUGAACGCACAGGGCAACAGCUACGGUGACCUUUACUGCGAUGACGGAACCACCUUCGAGUACGCCAAGGGCUCCUUUGUACACCGUACCUUCUCCUUCAGCGAGUCGACAUUGACGAGCAGCAGCUUCACCACCGAUACGCCUGCGUCGAACGGCGUUUUUGCGGUGGCCAACGCAGUGGAGCGCGUCGUAGUCUACGGCUACUCGGGGAAGGUGAGUAAGGUGGUGCUGACGACGGCCCAUAACGCCAUCGACAUGGCCACAGAGCUCGAUUUUGAGCAAGUCGGCGCGACCGUCAUUGUGCGUCAACCGAAGGUGCUGGUAGCCGCGGACUGGUUCAUCGCGUUUGAGAACGAGUGA
Molecule: messenger RNA, 2578 nt
Organism: Leptomonas pyrrhocoris
Lineage: Eukaryota; Euglenozoa; Kinetoplastea; Trypanosomatida; Trypanosomatidae
Product: putative alpha glucosidase II subunit
Exons: 1
Coding region: 116-2578 (820 amino acids)
Biological process (GO): N-glycan processing; carbohydrate metabolic process
Molecular function (GO): carbohydrate binding; alpha-glucosidase activity
Source: RefSeq, a predicted model, not a curated record